Molecule: messenger RNA, 1344 nt
Organism: Drosophila takahashii
Lineage: Eukaryota; Metazoa; Arthropoda; Insecta; Diptera; Drosophilidae
Gene: Or67d
Product: Odorant receptor 67d
Biological process (GO): detection of chemical stimulus involved in sensory perception of smell; sensory perception of smell
Cellular component (GO): plasma membrane
Molecular function (GO): olfactory receptor activity; odorant binding
Source: RefSeq, a predicted model, not a curated record
AUGGAAACUCCCGUUCGGCAGGAGGGAAAAACAGAGAAAGCGGAGCAGCAAAUGGCGGCUAUAAAACAACAGAGAACAGAACCCAUGAAAUAUGAGCAGGAAGCUCAAGAAAAACACACAACUAUUGUUUCCAAGAAGUUGGCAGUGAAAAUGGCGAAAGUCGAGCCUGUAGAACGAUAUCGUAAAGUCAUUCGUAUGAUCCGUUUUUGUGUGGGAUUCUGCGGAAAUGAUGUGGCCGAUCCGAAUUUUCGAAUGUGGUGGCUCACCUACACUGUAAUUGGAGCCAUUGGCUUCUUUUUCGCCUGCACAGGCUAUACCAUUUACGUGGGCGUGGUCAUCAACGGAGAUCUCACUGUGAUCCUGCAGGCAUUUGCAAUGGUGGGAUCGGCAAUUCAGGGAUUAACCAAACUAUUGGUCACCGCCAAUAUGGCUCCUCAGAUGCGAGAAAUUCAGAAUACAUUCGACGAAAUCUACCAGGAAUACGGCGCUAAGGGCGGUGAAUAUGCUAAAUGCCUGGAGCAAAGAAUCCGUACCACUUGGCAACUGAUCAUUGGCUUUAUGCUCGUCUACAUUAUUCUCCUGGGUCUCAUAAUAUCAUUUCCAAUCUAUUACUUGGUGAUUUUGCACCAGAAGGUGUUGGUCAUGCAAUUCCUGAUGCCGCUACUUGAUCACACCACCGAUGGAGGUCAUCUGUUGCUGACCGCUGUCCACAUUGCACUAAUUACAUUUGGUGGAUUUGGUAACUACGGCGGGGAUAUGUACCUAUUUCUUUUCGUCACCCACGUUCCUUUGAUUAAGGACAUAUUCUGCGUAAAGCUGAAGGAAUUCAACGAGGUGGUUGUUAAUGGGAAUGAGUUCCCGAAAAUGAGGUCAAUGCUCUGUGAUCUCUUGACAUGGCAUCAGUUGUAUUCGAGCAUUCUUCAAACCACCAAGAAAAUCUAUAGCAUCGUGCUAUUUGUUCAGCUUUCCACAACUUGCGUGGGACUUUUGUGCACCAUUUCUUGCAUAUUUAUCAAAGCCUGGCCAGCAGCUCCUCUUUAUCUAUUAUUCGCCGCCAUAACUCUAUAUACUUUCUGCGGCCUGGGAACUUUGGUGGAAAAUGCUAACGAGGAUUUUCUGAGUGUGAUCUACACAAACUGUCUGUGGUACGAGCUGCCCGUAAAGGAGGAGAAGCUAAUUAUCCUGAUGUUAGCCAAGGCCCAAAAGGAGGUUUGCCUCACCGCCGCCGAUAUGGCGCCUUUGUCAAUGAACACAGCCCUCCAGUUGACCAAGGGAAUUUAUAGCUUCAGCAUGAUGUUAAUGAACUACUUGGGAAAGGAUAAAUAAGGAGUUAACUUACAUAUA